UUGUGUGAUGAUGCAUUAGCCCAGAAAUCCAGCUUGAGGCUGCGUCUCCAGGAGCCCCCACAAAUGGAAUGGGUCCCCCACCUGCAGCUUCCCAUUGCUGCCAGGAAGAGGCUCUGGUGGUCCUGACUUCUCUAAAGAAGAACUGUGGAUUGUCCAGAACAAUCUGGAAAGGGGUUAAAUGUACUUGGGCUCUUUGGACUGCAGCCCAGAGACUUGGUCAGUGUAGUUGGAGAGGAGGCUGAGGCAGGGGCUGGACACACCCAAGUCAGGGUCCUGGGCCCGUUGCAGGCCCUGUGGAGCCACUGCGUCCCCAGAGAUUCAUAGCCUCCAGGGCUGAGGGCCAGAUCCAGAGGCGGAGCGCUCAGCUCUGUGCCAACACAGCCAAACAUGUAGACCUACUGGGCACCCUUUACUUCAGGCUCACUGUGAUGGCGGCUGGGGGUCUGCCCUUCUGUGAGAAUUGGGGAAACCAUCUCCCAGGCUACUCGGGGCUCCUGUGAGAAGCUCAGUGAUGCGUGUCCUCAGCCCUCGCUCCGCAGUUGAAGAGGGGUUCGUGCCGUCUGGACAGAUGUGAGCAGCCUCAGGGCCAGCCUCCUUUCUCUGCGGGCUGUGCCCAACCCUGACCUAGCCCAGUGUGGGCCUUUCCCUGUGUGCUGCACUCCAUCCUCUCAGCUCCAGGCACCUGGCGCUCUCACGCUGUGGGAGUGGCUUGGGCAGGUCCCCAAGGUGUAUCCCCCCCACCCCACCCCAACGCCUCCCAUCUGCCCUGUGGCGGCUUAUCAGGUAACCAGAGCCAGCAGCUUCAUCCACAUCUGAAACCAGAAGCCCCGGCCUGUGCAUGAGUCACCACUGAGAGCCCGGGCCAGAGGAUGGAGGAGCAGCGGGCACUCGUGGCCGCCAAGGACGGGGAUGUGGCAACACUGGAGCGGCUGCUGGAGGCUGGCGCCCUGGGCCCGGGCAUCACCGAUGCUCUGGGGGCCGGCCUGGUUCACCACGCCACCCGGGCUGGCCACCUGGACUGUGUCAAGUUCUUGGUGCAGCGGGCCCAGCUGCCCGGCAACCAGCGGGCCCACAAUGGGGCCACCCCCGCGCAUGACGCCGCCGCCACAGGCAGCCUGGCCGAGCUGUGCUGGCUGGUCCGCGAGGGGGGCUGCGGUCUGCAGGACCAAGAUGCCUCGGGCGUCUCCCCGCUGCACCUGGCCGCCCGUUUUGGACACCCGGUGCUGGUGGAGUGGCUGCUCCACGAGGGCCACUCGACCACGCUGGAGACCCGGGAGGGGGCCCUGCCGCUGCACCACGCCGCUGUCAGUGGGGACCUGACCUGCCUGCAGCUCCUGACAACUGCACAUGGCAGCAGCGUGAACCGGCGGACACGCAGUGGUGCCUCCCCACUCUACCUGGCCUGCCAGGAGGGCCACCUGCACCUGGCCCAGUUCCUGGUGAAGGACUGUGGCGCUGACGUGCACCUUCGUGCUCUCGACGGCAUGAGCGCCCUACACGCUGCCGCCGCCCGCGGCCACUACUCCCUCGUCGUCUGGCUGGUCACAUUCACUGACAUCGGACUCACGGCACGGGACAAUGAGGGGGCCACGGCCCUGCACUUUGCAGCCCGAGGCGGCCACACGCCCAUUCUAGACCGACUCCUGCUGAUGGGUGCCCCGGUCCUGAGAGACUCCUGGGGUGGGACCCCCCUCCACGACGCAGCAGAGAACGGACAGAUGGAGUGCUGCCAGACCCUAGUCUCCCACCACGUGGAUCCCUCCCUGCGGGAUGAAGAUGGUUACACGGCGGCGGACCUGGCAGAGUACCACGGACACCGGGACUGUGCCCAGUACCUGCGGGAGGUGGCCCAGCCGGUGCCCCUGCUGAUGACGCCCCCACCACCGCCGUUCCCCCCACCUCCACUGUUGGCCAUGAGGCGCUCCCUGGAGGAUGGAAGAAGAGGAGGCCCAGGGCCCGGGAACCCCACCUCCACAUCCCUCAGCCCGGCCUGGCCUGGCCAUCCUGACCAGCCUCUUCCCAGGGAGCAGGUGACCAGCCCAGCCCCUCCGAGGAUCACCACCAGUGCCAUGGCUGACCCUGCGGGGACAGAGACUGCGCUGGCGGGGGACGCCUCAGAUGGCCUGGCGGCACUGCAGCUGGAUGGGCCGCCCUCAGGCGACAUCGACGGGUUGGUGCCCACGCGGGAUGAGCGCGGCCGGCCCAUCCCAGAGUGGAAGCGGCAGGUGAUGGUGCGGAAGCUGCAGGCGCGCCUGGGCGCAGAGAGCUCCGCAGAGGCCCAGGACAAUGGUGGGAGCUCAGGCCCCACAGAGCAGGCGGCCUGGAGGUACUCACAGACCCACCAGGCCAUCCUGGGGCCCUUUGGGGAGCUACUGACGGAGGACGACCUGGUCUACCUAGAGAAGCAGAUUGCAGACCUGCAGCUUCGGCGCCGCUGUCAGGAGUAUGAGAGUGAGCUGGGCCGGUUGGCGGCUGAGCUGCAGGCCCUGCUGCCCAAGCCCCUGGUCAGCAUCACAGUCAACAGCCACUUCCUGCCCAGGGCGCCCGGACUGGAGGCUGAGGAGGCCUCAACCCCAGCAGCUGAGCCCACAAGCUCUGCGGAGGCCUCGGAGGUGGCCCCCGGGGGGCAGCCUCUGCCCUUCUGGUGCAGCCACAUCUCCCGCCUGGUGCGCAGCCUGUCCCUGCUGCUGAAGGGUGUGCAUGGGCUGGUGCAGGGGGAUGAGAAGCCGGCCACCCAGCCCCUGCAGGAGACCUGCAGGGAGGCCUCGGCCAGCCCCCCUCGGAGCGAGGCCCAGCGCCAGAUCCAGGAGUGGGGGGUGUCUGUGCGGACGCUGCGCGGCAACUUUGAGUCGGCCUCCGGCCCACCCUGUGGCUUCAACCCUGGCCCCUGCAAGCCAGGGACCCAGCGCAGGCAGUGCCUGGGUGGCUGCUGGCCGGCCCUGCCUAAGCCCUGCAGUGGCCUGGCUUCGGGGGAGCCCAGGCCGGGCGACACAGAGGAGGCCAGUGACUCCGGCAUCAGCUGCGAGGAGGUGCCAUUGGAGGUGGGCGCUGCAGCCGGCCCGGACCUGGCCAGUCUGCGCAAGGAGCGCAUCAUCAUGCUCUUCCUCAGCCACUGGAGGAGGUCGGCCUACACGCCGGCCCUCAAGACAGCAGCCUGCAGGACCCUAGAAGCCCGCCAUGCGGGGUUUCGGGGCAAGGAGGCCACCAGGAGCCCUGGACCACCCUCCUUGCCUGGCGAGGGCCCCCGGAUGGGCCACCUGUGGCAGCAGCGCAGCACCAUCACCCACCUGCUGGGCAACUGGAAAGCCAUCAUGGCUCACGUGCCCACCCGGCAGCUGCGGCGGCUAAGCCGGCGGCCCCGCGGGGCCCUGUCCCCCGAGCAGUUCCUGCCCCACGUGGACGGGGCUCCCGUGCCCUACAGCAGCCUCUCGCUGGAUCUCUUCAUGCUGGGUUACUUCCAGCUCCUGGAGUGCGACCUGCCGGCUGAGGAGCGGAAGGUGCGCCACCUGCUCUGCUUCGAGGUCUUUGAGCACCUGGGCACCCACGGCUGGGAGGCGGUGCGCGCCUUCCACAAGGCUGUGACCGACGAGGUGGCCGCCGGCCGCCGGGCCUGGACCGACGGCUUCGAGGACAUCAAAGCCCGCUUCUUCGGCUCCAGCCAGGGUCCCGCCUGGGAUACGGAGCCUGGCCGCAAGUCAGGCCUGACCCCGCUCGGGCCCCUGCCGCAUGCCGCCGUCCCCUGCAGCGGCCCUGAGCCCACAGCACAGCGGCUGGGGUCUCGCUCCCAGCGGGGCAGCUUCAACAGCGAGGACAUCUGCGGCUACAUCAACCGGAGCUUUGCCUUCUGGAAGGAGAAGGAAGCUGAGAUGUUCAACUUUGGAGAAUGACCCAGCUGGCAGCCUGCUUUCCAGAAGGUGGUUUGGGGGUAACUUGGGGUUUCUCUUUUCCUUGCUCACACCCUUGGUGGCCGGGUGAGCUGGGCAAGGCUGCCUCCAGGCCUGCGGGUUAUCGGAGGCUGCGGGACUCUUCUGUUGUGGCAUGCUUCUCCUCCGAGUUGGGACUCAGACUCCUUCUCACCACUGCACCCAGGAAGCCCCUGGGCAGGCCCUGAAGUUAG
Chlorocebus sabaeus (green monkey) is the source of this 4117-nucleotide messenger RNA. RefSeq names its product espin like (gene ESPNL). Gene Ontology annotation, molecular function: actin filament binding. Gene Ontology annotation, cellular component: cytoplasm. NCBI's taxonomy places the organism in Eukaryota, Metazoa, Chordata, Mammalia, Primates, Cercopithecidae. Gene Ontology annotation, biological process: actin filament bundle assembly. The record is from RefSeq and is a predicted model, not a curated record.